Molecule: messenger RNA, 4139 nt
Organism: Hippopotamus amphibius kiboko
Lineage: Eukaryota; Metazoa; Chordata; Mammalia; Artiodactyla; Hippopotamidae
Gene: FAM110C
Product: family with sequence similarity 110 member C
Exons: 2
Coding region: 154-1119 (321 amino acids)
Biological process (GO): positive regulation of cell migration; regulation of cell projection assembly
Cellular component (GO): cell cortex
Molecular function (GO): alpha-tubulin binding
Source: RefSeq, a predicted model, not a curated record
CCCAAUCCGCGGGGACCCGGGCUCGCCCAGGCUCCCGACCGGCCGGCGCGAAUCCGGGCGCCGCUCCCCGCCCCGCGCGGACUUCGGAAUUGGCCGGCGGGCGGCCGGGCACCGCAGCCGGAGCGCGUUCCCGCAGCUUGCCGAGCCCCGAGGAUGCGCGCCCUGCCGGCCGCGGACGCGCCCCCGAGCGAGCGGCUCCUGUCCCGGGACCCCGCGGCCCCGCGGCCCCGGGACGCGGCGGGGCCGGCGCGCAGGAGCGCCGUGGAGAGGCUGGCGGCCGACCGCGCCAAGUACGUGCGGGGCUCCCCGGGGGCCGGCCCGGGCCCGGCUUCCGAGGGCAGCAGCCCCGGGGCGAGCGAAGGGCAGGCCGGCGACCCCCGGCCCCCCGCGCGCCUCCCCGGGCCCGUGGCGCGCAGGGCCAUAGCGCGGAAGCCGCUGAGGCCGGACUCCCUGGUCAUCUACCGCCAGAAGUGCGAGUUCGUGCGAGGGUCGGGAGCCGACGGCCCCAGGGGAGGCCUGGUGAAGAAGCUCUUCCAGGGACCCGGCAGGGACAGGACGCCGGGGACCCCCGGCACGUCCCGGGCGGGGGAGGCGGGCGGGGCCCGGGCCCGCGCGGCCGCCCCGACCCAGCCCGGCCCCGCGGCAGCCCCAGCGGCUCCGGGGCCCUCCGCGCCCCCGGCGCCCGCCCCGCGGGUCGGGGCGCCCUCCGGGGGCCCGGCCGCGCCCCGGGGCCCGGAGCUGCCCCGCGCGAGGCCCCGGGGGCUGCAGCGCUCGCAGUCCGACCUCAGCGCGCGCCGCUCCGCGUCCUUGGGCGACUUCGACGCCUUCUUCCGGUACUGCGGCCUGGAGCCCGAGGUGGUGGAGGCGCUCGGGCGGGAGAACUUCGCCGCCGGCUCGGAGCGCGUCGCCCUCAAGGUGCGCAGCGUGAGCGUCGCCACCUCCGACAGCGGCUUCUCGCGGCAGAGCGGCGGCGACGAGGGCCUGCAGGAGGAGGAGCUGACGGAGCAGGUGCCCAGCGCCACCUCGGUGGUCGAGAGGAACGCCCGCAUCAUCAAGUGGCUGUACACCUGUAAGAAGGCCAAGGAGGCACCCGGCCAGGGGCUGCAGGGCCCGGCGUGACCGCCCGCGUCCCGGGAGACCCGGCCCGAGGAAGCGAGCCUUCCUGCCGAUGCAGGCUCCUUGAAGUAUGUCUGGACGAUUGGGACCCCAGGACCAUCCUCACUGCCAAGUUUUGUCCAGUGUACCCAGGUGUCCAUAUGAUUGCUGUUUUCCCAGGAAUAAAGGACACCAUUGAAGAGCUUAAGUAAUUUCAGAAGGUUUGAAAUGCUGUGGAGAAGAUGAAACACAGAACUUGGAAAUUAGCUGUGUUGUAACUGUUAUGACACAGCUGAAGCUCUGGAAGAUAUUUUCUUGUGUUGGGUGGACCUAUACUUGCUUCCAGAGGACAGCAGCAGAGGCAAAAGCUGCUUGGAAAUAUUUUCAGGGGCAUCUUUUUUAGUGGCUUGCUGACGGAGAGGUACCGUGGUACAUGUUAAUGAUACCUAAAUUAAUUUUAAAAAGGAGAAAAGCAAAGAGCAUGAAAAUCAAACAUGAGUGCCACGGUAUUUACUGCUUUCAGACAUAUUGGACAGAUUGGCUCCAUUUAAAUCAAAGUUCUGUGACCCUAAGAAGGUGUGUUCUGCACAGAUACUGUGGCUAACAAAGAGCAAACACAUACUCACACUUUUGCACGCACACACAGACCUCCUUUCUAAGCACUGCUGUGGUGUAAACUGCAGUGAAUUCCCAAACUGUGCAGCUCAUCAUCUUAGGAAAUGAAUCAGAAAGUGCUUUUUGAACCAGUUGAGAGCUGGGUGGUCAUUCUACGACUGCCACUCCUGUCGGGCUGUAGAUGUGCAGAGGUACCAUUAAAAGAUAAAGAGUUGAAAUACUGCUAGGAAACCUUUUCUUAUACCUGGACAGUUUCUUGAACGUUGGCAGAAGAAUAUUGGAGCUCCCUUCCUUCAGAUCAGUAGCAGCGGUCCUCUUCUGCAGCACCGUUUAGAAUGUGCCAGCAUGGUUCUCCUGUUCCCAACUUCCAGAAAGGAUAAAAAGCCUUGGUUUAGAUGGAACAUGGACGCAUGACACGUGACAUGCCCUGUCCUUUGCUCUGAUUCACACCCCCACCUAUCAUAUAGUCAUUGCACAUUUGGCAACAGUUCCACCUUCUCUGAAAAGGGUGUGUUUGAGACAAGGGGCAGCCUCUGGGUAGCUGGGAGACUAGGAUCAGAAUGUUGUUGGUAAGGAGUUGCUGUGACCCUGAAUCUGAACCAGCUCAUGCCCCUCAGCGUAAAGAGAUUUCAGAUUCAGAACCUUCCGAGAGAAGUUUUGUAUCAAUGACAGCCCAAAGAAAAUGUGUCUCCCAGUCACAGCUCACAGUGUUUUAUCAUACACAUCCUUUCAAGAAUAAAAUUAUUAGAAGAGUAUGGAGGGAAGAGAAAUAGGUUUCUCAAUGGUAAAAUAUUUUAUAAAACAAUUUUGAUAUAUUCAUGUAUUUGUUUAACAUUUUAUUCUAUUUUUGUAUCUUCUGCUGUGAGAAUAGGUCCUUGAGUUGCUUAAAUAUUUAUUUUUACAUAGUUAUUGGUCUUCAGAUAGCUUUCCUACACUUCAUGUGGUUUUAGUUUUUAUCAGUAUAAUUUUAAAUCAUUCUCUCUUUGGUUACCUUUUUGUUAUGUCAUUUAAUUGAAUUUUCAAGUUUGAGUAUAAGCAGAGUGUUCAUUACUCUACAAAGUGCUCAGUACUAUGGGGGUUUGUUUUUAAAUGUCACAGAUGCGUAUUUGGGGAGGCUCUUUUGGCUGACGGGUGUACCCUUCUCAAAGUAGACUUUAUGAAGACAAAGAUUCCCUGCUCUAAGAAAUUUUUCCUUGUUUUUUUUAAAAAAUGCUGCUGUUUUGCUCUUCACUGGAUUGCCCUUAGUUUAAAAGAUAAUGUCAAAGAGGAGAGGAGUUUUCUUUAAAGGAUCUUUUCAUAUAUGCAGCUGCCUUAUUUGCAGGUUCCAUUAAUUUUAUAUGUGAAUGCUUUAAGUAGAAUUGUAUGUGCCUUUCUACUGUCAGAAUAGGAUGAACUGAGACCUAGGUCAGAUUUAUCUGAGAUCAAAAUGGUGUGGACUCUACCAACCAUGUAAUAGGUGAAAAAUAGAAAAACAAGUUGGUUACCCUUUAAGAGCACCAAGAUCUUCUGGACGCAUUUGCGCUUCAGUGGAUGUGACUCUUGGAAGUAGACGUCAGAGUGGGUGUGAAGCAGGAAUAGGGUGUCCCCAGGCCCAGCAGGGUCAGGUUAACACUCCUUGUCCAUGCAGAUUCAUGCCUCAGCUCAGGGCCUGAGUGUGGUUGGACGCGAAAAGUCCUUUCCUAACUCUGAAUUACCCCAAUUUGCUGAGUGACUUUGAGAAAAUCAAAGUUUGCAGCUCAGUCUGAAUGAAAACGCUUGUAAUUGCUUUUGACAAGGAUGAGCAGUACUUAUUGCUGCAAAGUACUUUCAUUUGUUCACAGAAGAAUAGCAUGUGAGAUAAUAUGAUUACGCACAAUGGGGAGAAAAAAUUAUUGAUAAAGCAUGGAAAAUUGCUUGUUAGUAUCUAUUUCAUUCACAUAUGGGUAGCGAUCAGCAGUGCUUCAGACUGAAAGGUAGUUAUGUAACUGGAAAGUUUCCUCACUGUAUGCCUAUGCGUAUAGUUUUUAAACAGCCGGUCACUGACACUGGUUGAAAAGGAGGCUUUAUCAGACAUCGCCCUUUUCUGCGGGUAAAGGUGCAGCGUUGAGGUUGGGAUUGGUGGUGUCAUAAACUGUCUGGCCCCGAAGUUGUUACGACAGCUUCUGAAUAGGGUUCCUUUUUCUACACACUAAUUGCAACAUGAGUGCAAUAUCGUAUAUUCUGUACCAAAGAAAUAAAGUAUUUUUAUCAUUUUUAAUAUUACUUUAUGAAUCUGUACAAUGUGAAAAAAUGAAGCCAGAGUAAGCUUAAUAUAAUUGCUCCUAUCUUUUGCUUUCUCGCUUCCUAAUAUCAUCUCAGCAGAUUAUCAGCAGAAAUGAGGAGUGCAUUCCAAAAUCUGCCUAGGAGAGUCAUGUGGCAUCUAACGUCUCCAGUUCUCCCUGGAGAUGGAA